Oryzias melastigma (Indian medaka) is the source of this 3409-nucleotide messenger RNA. It is a transcript of the gene shha, whose product is annotated as sonic hedgehog signaling molecule a. Gene Ontology annotation, biological process: cell fate specification; cell-cell signaling; intein-mediated protein splicing. Gene Ontology annotation, molecular function: patched binding; calcium ion binding. Lineage: Eukaryota; Metazoa; Chordata; Actinopteri; Beloniformes; Adrianichthyidae. Bases 758 to 1990 code for a protein of 410 amino acids. The transcript has 3 exons. The record is from RefSeq and is a predicted model, not a curated record.
UCCUUUUCAGGAAGUCAGUUGGAACAAAUGUCAAUUUUUUCUCCUUUUUUAACUUUAAAAUGCAUUUAUUGAUGUAUUUGUUGUGUGUUAUUCACUGCAAAGCCAGGUGUGUUGCCUGUGCGCAGUCCUCCAUAAAUGCGCACAUGCCGGCGCGCGCCAGCGCACGCGGUGAAAUCACUUCAUCCAAAGAGAGCGCCUGCUUCAGAUUUGAGCUCAGCAUUGUGCAACUUGUCUGUGCUUCAUUUCUAUGUGUCGUGAAAGCUGGAAAACGGGAGGGUGAAAGAGAAAGAACGAAAAAAAAGACGGUUUAUAAUUGAUGUUUUCCCAUGGAGGAGCCCCUCCUCCCCGCAGCGGAGGCUAACCCCCAGGUGGGAAAAAUCUUUUAAGAUUUUUUUUUUUUUGAAUGUGUGUGUGUGUGCGCGUGUGUGUGCGGGACAACAUCAGGAGGGCUUGUCUAGUCCCUCCCCUGCUAUAUAGAUCGGUGCUAUAAUACAAAGCAUUAAAGGCGGUCGGCUCACACACGCUGCAGCUCGACUAGAGCGAUCCCGUGGCUUAUAAUUCCCUCACUACUUUUUUUCUCCCCCCUCCUGUUUCGAUGUGCCCCGUUAUUAGCGUUUGUCUGAGGCGUUCAUUUCCGCACCUGCCGCGGUAGAGACCAGGCGAGACAAGGACGGAGCGCGAGCCCUGACAGGCGCACGGCUUGAGACCAGCAGCAGCGGUUGAGAUCUUUAAAGGACAGCAGGGGUGGAAAGAAAAAAUGCUGCUCUGGGCCAAAUUUGUUUUGGUCGGCCUCAUCUGCUUGUCCUUAGUGUCUUCUGGGAUGGGCUGCGGACCGGGAAGGGGCUACGGCAGGAGAAGACACCCGAAGAAGCUGACACCUCUUGCGUACAAGCAGUUCAUCCCCAACGUGGCGGAGAAGACCCUCGGGGCAAGCGGCAGAUACGAAGGCAAAAUCACCAGAAACUCCGAGCGAUUUAAAGAGCUGACUCCCAAUUAUAACACAGACAUCAUAUUCAAGGAUGAGGAGAACACCGGAGCCGACAGGCUCAUGACUCAGAGAUGUAAAGACAAGCUGAAUUCGCUGGCGAUCUCGGUGAUGAACCAGUGGCCCGGAGUGAAGCUGCGGGUCACGGAGGGCUGGGAUGAGGACGGACACCACUUCGAGGAGUCCCUGCACUACGAGGGCAGGGCCGUGGACAUCACCACGUCAGACAGGGACAAGAGCAAGUACGGCACCCUGUCCAGGCUGGCGGUGGAAGCUGGGUUCGACUGGGUCUACUAUGAGUCCAAAGCGCACAUCCACUGCUCAGUGAAAGCAGAAAACUCAGUGGCAGCAAAGUCAGGCGGCUGCUUCCCAGGAUCCUCCACGAUCACCCUGGAGGAUGGCACCAAGAGGCCCGUCAGAGAUCUCCAACCCGGGGAUAGAGUUCUGGCCGCGGAUUACGAGGGAAACCCGGUUUACACCGACUUCAUCAUGUUCAUAGACCGGGACGCGUCCACCAGCAGGAUCUUCUACGUCAUCGAGACGGAGUCUGGCCAGAAAGUGACCCUCACCGCCGCGCACCUCCUCUUCAUCGCCCAGAACUCCACACAGCCGCGGAUGUCGGCGGUUUUCGCCAGCCAAGUCCGGCCGGGACAGAAGGUGUUCGUGUUCGGGCGAGGUCAGCUGACGCCCGUGACCGUGAAAAGGAUUUACACGCAGAGGCACGAGGGCUCCUUCGCGCCGGUGACGGCGCAGGGGACCGUGGUGGUGGAUCAGGUCCUCGCGUCCUGUUACGCAGUGAUCGAGGAUCACCGCCUGGCGCACUGGGCCCUGGCACCGGUCCGGCUCGCCCACUGGGCGUCCACGUUGCUCUUCGGCUCCCAGCCGCGCGCCAGCGCGCAGAACGAUGGGGUGCACUGGUACUCCAAACUCCUUUAUCAACUGGGGACUUGGCUCUUGGACAGCCACUCGAUCCAUCCGCUCGGGAUGUCGGUAUCCCCGAGCUGAAACCCCGGAAUGACACUCAAAAUGUAGGAACUCUCGAACUAUUCAGUAGAUUCAACUUUAAAAUAUUAAUAAUAAUAUUAAAACAAAACAAAAUAAAACGAACGAACGACACAAAAGGCCCCAGCGGAGUUGGGAUAUUUAUUUCAGUGACUUUUCCAUGGUGUGUCCUCUUUCAAAGAAUGAAUGGAGCCUUACAAAGUUUCUCUUUGAAUAAUUUAUUCUCGUGUGAACUCUGCCAGUGUCACAUAAAUGGAUUGUGAGACGAUGCGAGCAGCAAAUUGUGCAUAAUCUAUUUUUGUAUAUCUCCAAUGCAAAAAGGAAAUAAAAAAGUAAAAUAAGAUAAAAAAAAAAAUAAAAAAAAUAUAAAAAAAAAAGUACCGCAAAGAGAACAGAGAAUGGAGCUAACUGACAGUUUGUUCUUAUGAAUUGUGCAACUGACUGUUAUAUUUUGUGGGAGGAAAAAAAACUUUGCGGGGUUUCAUAAAUUAUAUUUUUAUACACAGGAAUGUAAAUUAGAUUUUGACGGAUCGCUACCGAAUCACAUUUCGUUAUCUGAAAUAGUGUAAGAUAUGAGAAUAUAUUUUAAUUUAAAUAGAAAGUGUUGGAGGAAAGAAGAGAAAAGAAAACCAUGUAUCAAGAAGUGUAUUAUUUUGUAAACUGAUGUUGGAGCGGGACAGAUAUUCUGCCUCAUGUCUGCAUUAUCUCUUUUUUCUGUGUGCGUUUCUAUUUUUUUCUUGUUUUCUUCUAAGGAAAAAAAAUCAAAAUGCAGAUUCUGACAAGUCAGUAACAGUUUAAGAAGUGGUAAUAAAAAAAAAGAAGUUCCGUUGAAUAAAUGCAUAAGAAACUCCUGUUAAAGUACUAAAAUGAUAUUUUUCUUUUCAUAUUUUGUAAUAGGGAGAUAGUUUUCUAUAGAAAUGACCUGCGGCAGAUGCACAGUUUGUAUAGUCUAUUUAGCCAGACAAUACCAGUUAACUUUCAUAACAGGGCGAUGUGUCAAAAAUGUCUAGAGUUUAUUAUUUAUAUGUUUAUUACAAAAAUGAGAUAAAGAAAAUCUUUAAACUUGUUACAUGUGUCUGUCUAAAUCCACUGCAGGAGCAUCACAUAUUGAGGGAUUUUUGUCACCAAUUAAAUGGGAUUUAUUUCCUUUCUGGUUCAGCUUCUUUUCAUAAUAUGUAAUUUCACUAAAAAAACAUUUUUUUCUGAUAAUUUCGGCCUAUAUGCACCAAGAAAUUUGCAGAAAAUGAGGCUUUGAAGUGCUUCUGGCAUGCUUGCGAAAUGUUGAGAGCUCAUGUCAAAUUUAACGAGGUCUGCCCAUCUGCAAAUAACUUCCAAGUUGCAGACAAAUGAAACAGCAGAGUGUUUGUUGGCUCUGAGUCUGCUGCUGCUGCUGGUCAAAUAAAGUCUGUAUCACAGCUCCAA